UCUUCUUAAUAAUAUAGAGUAUUUGCUCUGACAAUAUACAGAUACAAGUGUAUUUGUAUAUGUAUAUACAGAGCUAGGGUUUGAUUCUUGAGAUUUGAUUAGCUGAAAAGUGAAUAAAUAAGCUGAUUUUCAGUCAUUAAAAGCACCCAAUAAGUUUGUGAGUAAUAAUUGUUCAGCUGUAAAUACAUACAUACAUGUCAAUACUAAGGCAUAGGAAGGGCACAGAAAACAAGAAAACAGAGCCGGAGUAUGAAGAAUUUAAGGAGAAGAAGAGUAAUGGAAGUUUGAGGAAGAGAAGGGGGAGAUGGAGUUGUGUGGAUGGUUGUUGUUGGUUUGUUGGUUGUAUAUGUUGUAUAUGGUGGUUAUUGCUGUUUCUUUAUAACGCAAUGCCGGCAUCUUUUCCACAGUAUGUGACGGAGGCGAUAACGGGGCCAUUGCCGGAUCCACCAGGAGUCAAAUUGGCUAAGGAAGGGUUAAGAGCCAAGCAUCCAGUGGUAUUUGUACCUGGGAUUGUCACUGGUGGACUUGAGUUGUGGGAAGGACAUCAAUGUGCUGAAGGUUUGUUUAGGAAGAGACUAUGGGGUGGUACUUUUGGUGAAUUGUACAAAAGACCUCUUUGCUGGGUGGAACAUAUGUCACUUGAUAAUGAAACUGGAUUGGAUCCUUCUGGUAUAAGGAUUAGACCUGUCUCUGGGCUUGUAGCAGCUGAUUACUUUGCUCCAGGUUAUUUUGUUUGGGCUGUUUUAAUUGCUAAUUUGGCUCGCAUUGGAUAUGAGGAGAAAAACAUGUAUAUGGCUGCUUAUGAUUGGAGGAUCUCAUUUCAGAACACUGAGGUGCGAGAUCAAACUCUAAGCAGGAUUAAAAGUAACAUAGAACUCAUGGUGGCUUCGAGUGGUGGGAAAAAGGUGGUUAUAAUUCCGCACUCAAUGGGUGUUCUAUACUUCUUGCAUUUCAUGAAAUGGGUAGAGGCGCCAGCUCCAAUGGGUGGAGGAGGUGGAUCAGAUUGGUGUGCUAAACAUUUAAAAGCAGUAAUGAACAUUGGAGGACCCUUUUUGGGUGUCCCGAAAGCAGUCUCAGGUUUAUUCUCAGCUGAAGCCAAGGAUAUUGCUGCUGCCAGGUCUAUGGCCCCGAGUUUCUUAGAAAAUGAAAUGUUCAACUUUCAAACUUUACAGCAUGUAAUGCGAAUGACUCGUACAUGGGAUUCAACAAUGUCAAUGAUACCUAAAGGUGGGGACACAAUCUGGGGUGGACUGGAUUGGUCCCCUGAAGAAGGCCAUGAGUGUAAUGAAAAGAAGCCAAAGAACAAUAGCACCCAGACAUCAGAGAAUGACAGGACAAGAAAGUCAGCUAAUGCUACUCGUGUGAAGUAUGGAAGAUUAAUAUCAUUCGGGAAGCAUGUAGCUGAUUUGCACUCAUCAGAGAUUGAGAGGAUUGACUUCAGAGAUGCUCUUAAAGGUAAAAGUCAUGCCAAUUCCACUUGCCGUGAUGUGUGGACUGAGUACCAUGAUAUGGGUAUUGGAGGUGUCAAAGCUGUUGCAGAUUACAAAGUUUACACAGCUGGAUCUGUUUUGGAUCUUCUUCAUUUUGUUGCACCAAAGUUGAUGAAGCGUGGUAGUGCUCAUUUUUCAUAUGGAAUUGCUGAUGAUCUGGAUGACAAAAAAUAUGAACACUACAAAUAUUGGUCAAAUCCCCUGGAAACAAAAUUACCCAAUGCACCAGGGAUGGAGAUCUUCUCAAUGUAUGGAGUUGGAAUUCCAACUGAAAGAGCCUAUGUAUACAAACUAAGUCCUGGUGGAGAUUGCUAUAUUCCUUUCCAGAUAGAUACUUCGGCUGAGGGUGGAAGCGAAAGCCCUUGCUUGAAAGGCGGUGUCUUUCAUAUUGAUGGAGAUGAGACUGUACCUAUUCUAAGUGCUGGUUACAUGUGUGUGAAAGGGUGGAGAGGAAAGACCCGAUUUAAUCCAUCAGGCAUCCGUACAUUUAUAAGAGAGUACAAUCACGCUCCUCCAGCUAAUCUUUUAGAGGGCAGGGGAACACAAAGUGGUGCUCAUGUUGAUAUAAUGGGAAAUUUUGCACUUAUUGAAGAUAUCAUUAGGGUAGCUGCUGGGGCUACUGGAGAAGACCUGGGAGGAGAUCAAGUGUACUCGGGUAUUUUCAAGUGGUCUGAAAGGAUUAAACUGAAGCUUUAGAUUUCAUAUGAAUUUCAUGUGUGCAAUCAAUUGGUUUGAGGAGCUGGUGGUGCUUUGCUAUACAUCUGGCUUCUCGUCUCCCGGUUGAAACAUCUGUCGUGUACUUAAAACAAGAAUACUCUGGGAAACCUGAAGCUGGUUACUUGAGUGUCCUUGAACUGUAAAUGUUGCAGGAAGCAUGCAUGUUUAGGUUGCAUAACUUAGAAAUUUUGGACAUCCAUUGAUUUUUUUGCCUGUAAUUAUAUCAUCCUUCAUAGCAUAGUGUAGUCUGUAGACAUAAUAUUGGAGCAGUCAAGUACUGCAUUUAUAUGUUCAAUUAUUUUCCUUAUUACACAGCACAAAAGGAGGGACAAAUGUGUUUACAAACAAAAA
Messenger RNA from Solanum stenotomum, 2558 nucleotides. RefSeq names its product phospholipid:diacylglycerol acyltransferase 1-like. The record is from RefSeq and is a predicted model, not a curated record. Gene Ontology annotation, biological process: lipid metabolic process. Gene Ontology annotation, cellular component: cytoplasm. Bases 195 to 2186 code for a protein of 663 amino acids. The transcript has 7 exons. NCBI's taxonomy places the organism in Eukaryota, Viridiplantae, Streptophyta, Magnoliopsida, Solanales, Solanaceae.